UCGUCUCCCCGAUGGCACCGCUCUUGGGCCGGAAGCCCUACCCGCUGGUAAAGCCGCUGGCCGAGCCGGCAGGCCCAGAAGAAGAAAUCUACACCGUGGAGCACACCAAGGAGGCCUUCAGGAACAAAGCAGAUUACGAGGCUCGCUUGCAUAGGUACAAUGAGCGGAUCUGGACCUGCAAGAGCACCGGCAGCAACCAGCUCACUCACAAAGAGGCCUGGGAGGAAGAGCAGGAGGUGACCGAGCUGCUGAAGGAGGAAUACCCUCUCUGGUUUGAGAAGCCGGUCCUGGAGAUUGUCCAUCACAACACCAUCUCCCUGGACAAGCUGGUUGACCAAGCCUGGGUCGAGAUCCUCACCAAGUACGCCGUGGAUGAGGAGUGUGACUUUGAGGUUGGGAAGGACAAGAGCCUGCGUGUGAAAGUGGUGCGGGUCCAUGCCCUGGAGAAGCUGGAGGAUGAAGCUUCGGACAAGAAGCUGGAAGGUGCCUGCGACUCCCCCUCCAGCGACAAAGAGAACUCCAGCCAGGAGAACGAGAAGCAGGAGCCCAUUGUGAAGGAGGAGAGCAGGAGGGACAGUCUCAGUGACCGAGCCCGCAGAUCACCCAGGAAGCUCCCCGCCAGCCUGAAGGAAGAGAAGAAGAAAUGGGCGCCACCCAAGUUCCUGCCCCACAAGUAUGACGUCAGGCUGAUCAAUGAGGAUAAGAUCAUCAGCAGCGUUCCUGCAGAGAGCCUGUUCCGCACUGAACGGCCCCCCAACAAGGAGAUCCUGCGCUACUUCAUCAGACACAACGCCCUGCGACUCGGCGCCGGGGAGAACGCCCCCUGGGUGGUGGAGGACGAGCUGGUCAAGAAAUAUUCCCUGCCCAGCAAGUUCAGCGACUUCCUGCUUGACCCACACAAGUAUAUGAGCCAUAACCCCUCUGCCAAGCGCAAGAGCUUGGGUUCUCUGGACGGGAAGCCCUCAAAGAAGCUGAAGCAAGAGGAGGGAGGUGAAGACCAGGAGGGGCAGAAACACAAAGAGAAGAAGAGGAAGAAAUCCCCUCUCAGCCCCCCCCUUAGCCCCACAUUAUGGAAUCACAUGCAGGUGAAGAAGGCAAUGAAUGGCUCCCCCCUGAAAGUGAAGAACUCUGGCUCCCUCACUGGCAACGGAGGGGAGGGAGAGAUGGAGGGCGAUGUGUUCAUGAAAACUCCCUCCAGGAAGAGAGAGAAGAAGCUUAACGAAACCAAGCAGGGCAAAAGCAGGAAAAGCGGGGCCAAGGUCCUAAAUGGGCAGAAAACACCCAAGAGAGGAAUCAAGCCAGCUAAGAAGCCCAAGAUGAAGCAGAUGACCCUACUGGACAUGGCCAAGGGCACUCCAUCCCGCAGCCCCCAGAAGAGGCUCAAGAGUGGCGGAGGGAGCACCCCCAAACUGGGCAAGCCCUUGCCUCCCAUGGCGCUCCACUUGCUGCGUUACUACAAGGAAAACAAAGGAAAGGAAGACAAGAAGAGUGCCCUGUCCUGCCUCAUCAGCAAGGCUGCCAAGGUGCUGUCUCCUGAGGACCGGGGCCGGCUCCCGGAGGAGCUGCGAGACCUCGUCCAGAAGCGCUGGGAGCUCCUGGAGCACAAGAGGCUCUGGGCAGCCAUGAGCGUGGAGGAGAAGCAGGACGUGAUGCGCAAGAAGCGCGAGGAGGUCAAGGAGAAACUGCGUGAGAAGGCCAAGGAGAGGCGGGAGAAGGAGAUGCUGCAGCGCUUGGAGAAGCUGCGGCGCUACGAAGACCAGGAGCUGACCGGUCGCAGCCUGCCCAAUUUCAAGCUGGUGGACAUGCCUGAGGGCCUGCCCAACGCGCUCUUCGGUGACGUGGCCAUGGUGACAGAGUUCCUGAACUGCUAUGCUGGCUUGCUGAUGCCGGAAGAUCAGUUCCCCAUCACUGCCGUGGCGCUGAUGGAGGCCCUGGCCGCUGAAAAGGGUGGCUUCCUCUACCUCAACAGGGUCCUGGUGAUCCUGCUCCAGACGCUUCUCCAGGACGAGCUGGCGGAGGGGUAUAGUGAGCUGGACAUGGUCCUCUCGGAGAUCCCUCUCACCCUGCACUCCGUCUCGGAGCUAGUCCGCCUCUGCCUGCGCCCCUGGGACGCCCAGGACGAGAGCGCGCAGGGUUCCUCUGCGGGGGACCUGGGGCUGGGUGGUUUCGAUGACGUGGUGAGCAACGAGUUCCUGGAAAAGCUAGAGACGGCGGAGGUUUUCGAGCUGACCCCACAAGAGAAGGUCAGUCUCCUGGUGGCUCUGUGCCACCGCAUCCUCAUGACCUACUCUGUGGAGGACCACGUUGAGACCAUGCAGCAGCGCUCUGCCGAGCUCUGGAAGGAGCGGCUGGCCACGCUCAAGGAGGUCAACGACCGCAAGAGGGCAGAGAAGCAACGCCGCAAAGAGCUGUUGGAGGCCAAGGCAGGAGGAGAAGGGGUGAAGGUAGAAGGAGAUGGAAAUCUGACGACUGUCUCCUCCUCGGGAAAAGCAGACAAAAAGAAACAACCGGCUGGCGGAGAGAAAAAGGAUCUGAACAAAGGGAAGGUGGACGGGGCUCCUGUAGAUCAGGAACCCGAGGAUAUGAUCAGCACAGUGAAGAGCAGAAGGCUGCUUUCCAUCCAGGCUAAGAAAGAGAAAGAGGAAAACGACCGGCUGACCAAGGAGCGGAUGGAGAAGGAGGCAGAGGAGGAGCGGAUUCGCAGACAGAAAGCAGCGGCAGAGAAAGCCUUCCAGGAGGGCAUCACAAAGGCCAAGCUGGUGCUGCGGCGCCUCCCACUGGGGACUGACCGCAACCACAACAGGUACUGGCUGUUCUCAGAUGUAGUCCCAGGGCUGUACAUUGAGAAGGGCUGGGUGCACGACAGCAUUGACUACAGCUUCACUCUGCCCCCCAAAAAAAAGGAGCAGGAUCCAGAAUAUAAACCAGAUGGAGGUGGAGGAGGGGACAACUGCCUGAACGUGAGCGGCCAGCAUAAUGGAGCCGAACUCUGUAUAGAAACCACCGUUCCCAAGCAAGGACAGAACCUCUGGUUCCUGUGUGACACCCCAAAAGAGCUGGAGGAGCUACUGGAGAGCCUGCACUCCCAGGGGGCCCGGGAGAGUGAGCUCAAGCAUCAACUGCAGGACAAGUACCAGGAUGUCUUGCGCUCAAUCUACCUGGCCCGCAAGCCCAACCCGGGGCUGAAGACCUGCGACGGCCACCAGGAGCUGCUCAAGUUCCUGCGCAGUGACAUCAUAGAGGUGGCGUCGCGGCUGCAGAAAGGCGGCCUGGGAUACAUGGACGACAUCACAGAGUUCGAGGAGAGGGUGCGCUCUCUGGAGAAGCUGAAGGAUUUCGGGGAGUGUGUGAUCCCCCUGCAGGAGUGUGUCAUCAAGAAGUUCCUCCAGGGCUUCAUGGCGCCCAAGCAGCAGAAGAGGAGGAAGCAGGGCGGGGAGGAGAGCAGCAGCAAGGCAGAGGAGAUAGACGAGGACAAGAAGAUGGCAGAGGAGGCAAGGGUGGCCUCUGCAGUGGAGAAGUGGAAGACUAUGAUCCGGGAAGCCCAGACCUUCUCAAGGAUGCACGCUCUCCUGGGAAUGCUGGACGCCUGCAUUAAGUGGGACAUGUCGGCCGAGAACGCACGCUGCAAGGUGUGCAGGCGGAAAGGUGAAGACGACAAGCUGAUCCUUUGUGAUGAGUGUAACAAGGCCUUCCAUCUGUUCUGUCUGAGGCCGGCGCUCUACUCCAUCCCUGACGGGGAGUGGCUGUGUCCGUCCUGCCAGCCCGCUAUCGCUCGCCGCUGCUCUCGGGGCAGAAACUACAAAGAGGACACGAGUGAGGAGGAGGAGGAAGAGGAGGAGGAUGAGGAGGAAGAUGACUCUGAGGAGGAAGAUUCGGAGUCUGAUGAAGAUUUCAAGGUGGCAGGGCUGAGCUUGAGGCCUCGGAAAGGUGCCAAGGGUAAACGUUCUGCAUCUUCAUGGGCACAAAAGCAGGGAGGAAAACAGGUGACCAAGAAAAAUUCCCCACAAAACUCCAAGAGCAGCAGGCAAAAGGUGAACCCGGGCAUCCCUGCUGACAUCGAGGAACUGGUGCGGCAAAGCUCGAGACAGGGAGUGAGCAGACAAGCCCUGGAGGUGCAGAGGUGUGAGGAGAUCCUUAAAAAACUGGUCAAGUUCAGAUUCAGCUGGCCCUUCAGAGAGCCAGUGUCUGUAGAGGAAGCAGAAGACUACCUGGAGGUGAUCUCUAAUCCCUUGGAUUUCCAGAGCAUGCAGCGGAAGUGUACAAACGGGGAGUACCGCCAUGCGGCAGACUUCGUGGAGGACAUGAAGCUCAUCUUCUCCAACGCUGAGCAAUACAACCAGCCCGACAGCCAUGUCCUUUCCUGCCUGACCAAGACGGAGCAGUGCUUUGUGGACUUGCUGCACAAACACCUACCGGGCCAGAGCUACACACGUCGUCGGCAACGCAAGAGGAUAAGCGAUACAAGCAAGCAGGAGGAGGAGGAGGAAGAAACAGAGGAGAGCGAGGAGGAGGACAGUCACAAAACUCGGAGUAGCAAGCGGAACAGCUCGUCACACAAGCAAGGGCGUAAGGACAACGAGGAGGAGGAGGAGAGUGAGCAGGAGGACAGCAGGAAGACUCGGCACAGCAAGCGGACAGGCUCGGCACGCAAGCGGUAUGAGGAGGUGGAAGAGGAGGAGGAGGAGGAGGAGGAGAGUGAGCAGGAGAACAGCCGCAAAACUCGGAAAAGCAGACGAACCAACUCUGCUCGCAUUCAGAAACACGACGAAGAGGAGAGCGACGCGGAACAGGAAAGCAGGAAAACACGGCACAGCAAGAGGACGAGCAAGAGAGGGAGAGAAGAGGAGGAGGAGGAGAGCGACAGGGAAAAGAAAACCCUGCAACAUUCCAGAAGGCGUAGACAUAUGUAAUUUUUUCUUUUUUUAAAUCCUUUGUUGGAAACUCAUACCCGACCACCUGACCUGGAUUUUUUUUUUUUGAUAAUUCUUUAUUUUCCUUGUUUUGUAUUUUGUAGAGCUGCUGAUUUAUAUUUGUAUCUAAUGUUUACUCGGACUGUGUUCAGGAGAGAGUCGGUUAAUUCAUUAAGUGCACAGGGAUGGAUAGUCAGAGCUCCUAUACAAUGUUUUUGUAUUUGUAAUUUUUUUCUGCCCUGAGAGUUGAACAGAUUUUUCUUUUUGGGGGGGGUGGGUGCUGGCAGACAUAGGAGCUUUUUAAUACUUUGAGUUUUACAGCUUGUUGGGAUGGGGGCACCCCUCUUUUUGCUAUCAAGGGUAUCAUGCCUCCAUUCCAAUGGAAGGGUCCUGCUUGUAUGUUAAAUGUGGAAGAUUGAGUUCAGAGAGGUGGCGUGCAGUGCUGCUUGCUGCCCUCGUACAGACUCUACAAGCAACAUCAGCAGCAUCUCCAAGGGCUUGCUCAUCGGAUCCGUCCUCAUGCCCACUGAAACUGAUGGUGUGAUUUGACGUGGUGCUUGCAAACUGUUCAGGUGUACACUCGUUCAGAUCCUCAGUGUGAGACAGGGGUAUUUCCACAUGUGAAUCUAUAUCUAUGCUCUCGAGUUGGGAACUGAGACAGACAGGAGGUUUUUGGGGAGGGGGUCAGGAAGUCGGAUAGACUUUUUUAUAGCAAUUUUUUAGAGCAAUUUUACAUAUAGUUGCCAUUUCCAAGCGAUGUCCUAAGUGCAAGCAACGGUUUGCGCAAAAGUGAGGCAAAGAUUGCUUGACCAUGUUAAGUUGGCAGGAGAAGAAAAAAGGAAAGUUGGCACUUAUUUAAAAAAAGGCGGCAGCCAUGUGUCUUCCAUCUCGGCUUUUGCCAGCAGAUGUUGCUGUUGGUCUGCAAUGUUUUUUGAAGUCCUCUAUUCAAUACUGAGAUUUUACAUUAGGCUUAUAGGAGGCAAGUUUGUGGUAUGUGUCAACUUUUAAGGAUCCUACCUUGGUUAGAGAGAUAAUCGGGCCCUUUACUAGUGUGCCUGUUUAGCAGCCUGAACAGUGUCUUAACCUGCCAGCAGAGUAACAAUGUUUAAAACAAAACCCCUCAACUUGCACCUUUUCUGUUUGGUAGUUUGUUAUGCAGAUGUUUUGAACUAAGAAAAAAAAAAUUCUAUUUGUGAAAUCCUUUUAAUAAAACAGAUGGACACAAUGUUGUACAGAAGACAUGUUUUUUUUGUAAUACCACCUCUUUUGUGCUGUUUUGAUCUUGGUUGGUGUUGUACAGAACUACCCCAUAGAAUUGUACAGAACUAGUCAGUUACACCCCCCCCUUCUCCCUUAAGCUUAUGUACCAGUGAAAAAAACUCCUAGGUUUGCAAGAAAUUCUCCACCCCCACUCCACCCACUCGCAUCCACCUGUUAUUCCUCUUCUCCCAUUCUCCAGCUCGGGGCCUGUAUAGUUUUGUGUUCAAGAAAGAACAUAUUAAAAAAACAAAUAAAUAAAGAA
This is a messenger RNA of Polyodon spathula (Mississippi paddlefish), 6432 nucleotides long. It is a transcript of the gene baz1b, whose product is annotated as bromodomain adjacent to zinc finger domain, 1B. Gene Ontology annotation, biological process: chromatin remodeling. NCBI's taxonomy places the organism in Eukaryota, Metazoa, Chordata, Actinopteri, Acipenseriformes, Polyodontidae. Gene Ontology annotation, molecular function: histone H2AXY142 kinase activity; protein binding. The transcript has 20 exons. The record is from RefSeq and is a predicted model, not a curated record. Gene Ontology annotation, cellular component: WICH complex. Bases 12 to 4910 code for a protein of 1632 amino acids.